Messenger RNA from Paramecium tetraurelia, 1110 nucleotides. RefSeq lists its product as uncharacterized. Gene Ontology annotation, biological process: proteolysis. The transcript has 2 exons. The record is from RefSeq and is a predicted model, not a curated record. NCBI's taxonomy places the organism in Eukaryota, Ciliophora, Oligohymenophorea, Peniculida, Parameciidae. Gene Ontology annotation, molecular function: serine-type peptidase activity.
AUGAAGAAAAGCCUGAGCGCUCUAAUUCCCAAUAGUUUUAUAAAGAAAUAUUCAUUCAGACCACCAGAACCAGCAAAAUACGCUUUUGAGUUUAGAGAUAAGAAAUAUCAUUUUUUUCCAAUAAUAAAUGGAUAGAGGAAACAAAUAUUCAAUUAUUACUUACAAAUAGAUUCAUACGUACUCAAGAAUGAUAAAAUAUGCGUUCCAAUAAUACAUUUUUCAGGAUUGUAAAAUACGAAAACUGAAGUAUCACUAUCAAAAGAAUGCUUGUUUAGUUCUAAAUCGUUUUAGUGUGAUUUUGAGAAAUUAACCCAGAGGAACAGGACGUUAGUAAUAUUUUCUCAUGCUAAUGCCAGUGAUUUGGGAGAUGUCUAUUUUUUUGGUGAAAAAAUAAGUAUUGAAUAUGGGGUUGAUUUCAUUGCAUAUGAUUACACAGGUUAUGGGAUAGGAGUUGGAUAAUAUAAAGUUAGUGAAUAGCAAACUUAUGAUGAUUUGUAGAGUGUAGUAUCGUUUGCGAUUAACAAAUUGAACUACUCUCUGAAUUAGAUUAUAUUAUGGGGUUUUUCGUUGGGCUCAGGUCCUGCGACAGAAAUAGCCACUCGUUUUGGAGGGUUGGCAGGCUUGAUAUUGCAGGCUCCAAUAGCCUCGAUAUAUAGUUGGUUUGGAGAAGGGGAUUAUGGGAAUUAGGACAUGUACGUUAAUCAUAAGAAGAUUAAAAAUGUUCAAAGCAACAUAUUAAUAAUCCAUGGGGAUUAAGAUAAGAUUGUUGGUCAUUAGCAUAGUGAGAAAUUGUACAAUAAUUAUAUGCAACAUAAUGAUGGAGGGAAAAUUCAAUUUAUAUUGGUAAAGGAUGCUGGACAUAAUGAUCUAUAGUUUUAUAUUGAGAGAGGAGAAGAUGAUUUGGGGGCAUAGAUUCACAAUUUUUUGAGGAAGAAAGGAGGAGGAGCAUUUAGUGAAAUGGAGAAUAAAUUAUUGAAUUAAAGUUAUUUGAAGGAACACAUUCCUGGGUAAAAUAUUUACCAAUGCAAUUCAUUGAGAAAGUAUUCAUCUUCCUAAGAACUUCAGAUUAAGAAAGCACAUAGUUUCUUUUCUUUUUGUACUUGUGAUUGA